This is a messenger RNA of Aspergillus tubingensis, 864 nucleotides long. Its product is annotated as DODA-type extradiol aromatic ring-opening family dioxygenase. The record is from RefSeq and is a predicted model, not a curated record. Gene Ontology annotation, molecular function: oxidoreductase activity, acting on single donors with incorporation of molecular oxygen; zinc ion binding; ferrous iron binding. The transcript is spliced from 5 exons. Lineage: Eukaryota; Fungi; Ascomycota; Eurotiomycetes; Eurotiales; Aspergillaceae. The coding region runs from base 1 to 864 and encodes 287 amino acids.
AUGUCGGAUGAGAAACUCCCCACAUACUUUAUCGGUCACGGCGGAGUUAGCAUCCUCUUCAAACCCGGCUACGGGCCCGUUCAACAAGAUCUUCGCGAGAUCGGCAAGGAAAUCAAGGCUCUCAAACCGGAAGCUAUCGUCGUCACUUGUGGCCAUUUUCAAGGCGAAAGUGAUGCUAUCGAAGUGAACCUCAAAGCGCCCACCAAGGUGUGGCAUGACUUGGGACCUUCCUGGCACACGACAUUCCCACACGUCUUCGAGUACCAAUACGAGCAUAAGUCGUCUAGAGCCCUAGGAGAGAAGGUAUUGCAGCAUCUUCUCGAUCAAGGGAUCAAAGCGGCGGGAGUGGAACGCGAUCUUGACCACGGAAUAUGGGUACCCUUCAAACUCAUGUUCCCUGAAGGAGAGGACGAACUGGAUAUCCCCAUCCUGCAGAUUUCCACCUACGCAGGAAACGAUCUGAAUGCACACGUCCGGCUGGGCGAGGCACUUUCGUCCUUACCCGGUCGCAUUCUCCUCAUUGGAUCAGGUAUGAUCGUUCACAACCUUCGAGCUACUCGCGAAGGAACAGCCGACACAACAGUGGCUAGAUCAAUAGAAGAUGCGGCUCUAAAGGCAUUGUCUGCCCCGACCCCCAGAGAGAGAAACGCGCAGUUUCUAGCAUUCCAAAAGCGUGAGGAUUGGUUGGACGCUCACCCUACUGAGGAACAUGUUUUACCGUUAUAUAUGACUCUGGGCGUCGGGCGCGACUGGUCAAAAUAUAAGGUCUGGAAUCAGGACCGGUAUAUCAUAGGACAGUCAUACCUGUCGUUUCGUCUUGGAAAGCUGCCUUCAGCGGGUGAGGGUUUGAGUGGGCGUCUGUGA